CGCAUGCGCGUCUCUCCUAGCCAACGCCUUUUUUUCUCCCGCUGGGCUAGGGUGGGGCCUAGUUUCUCUCCUCUCGCCCUGCCCCUUGCGUUGCCAUGGGGACCCAGCGGUACAGCUGUCCUUCGGCUGUUCAGCGGGCCUGGUCGCCUCCUACGGACUGAAGUUGUGGCUGCGACUGUGGGAGAUUAUGGAGCCUUCAAGAACCAGCAUCCAAACCACCGGGAAGCGGCCGAGCCUGGGCCGCUGCAAGCAUUUCUUUUGGCUGGGCGUCGUCUUCGACACGGUGGGCGUGGCGGUGCUGUUCACUGGCGUCUUUGCAGACCUGCUCUUCUAUGACAUGCUGCUGUACCUGGGUUCCAUCAUCAUCUUCUUCAGCCUGCUGUGGUGGAUCUCCUGGUACACCGGCAACAUAGAGCUGCUUCCCGAAGAGGCGUCCAAGAGGAGCAUCCAUAUGCCUGCCGGCCCCACGGUCGAAUCUCUGAGUCGGAGCGUGAGCCACCGCUUCUCCUGGACCUUCGGGAACCUCUCCAACACCCUGCUCCAGCAUCGGCGCCUAAGGUCUCUGAAGAGGAGGGGUAACUUGAACGUGACCGGGGCGGAUCUGGAAGACGAGAGAAAGGACAAAGACGAAAAGGAAGGCGUCAAGGACGUUGGCGAUCCUCAAGAUAUCUGCAAAGAGAAUCUGGGCCCAAAGUUUGAAAAUGGCAACAGUCCAGAGGCAGUCAGCUCCCCAGGCCCUGAAGCUGGCGGUGGGGUGAGUCUUCUGGUGCAGUCUUCGCUCCCUCCAUCCCCUCUGGACUGGCCCCUGCCUUCUGCUGACCUGGCCUCAAAGAGUCCCUCUGUGGCCCUCUCGGUCUCUGUUCAGCCUCCUCUCACUACUUCUAAGAGCGAGCUUGAUGAAGCUGUGGCCUCUAAGAGCCAGCCUCCAGUUACCCUUUCUUUGACGACCCAUCCUCGAGCACCCAUCACCUUUCAGAACCACCCAGUGGUGCCUAUGGCUCCUCAGAGUCCCUUCCAGGUUCAUGCGGCCUCUGAGAGCCAGCUACAGAGUCUUCCUUGGGCUUUUCAAACACAGCCUCCAACUGUUGAGGCAUCUGGAAGCCAGUCUAUGGGCACCCAGGUCCCAGUGAUGCCUUUUCAGGCUGUGGAGCCACAGAUCUCACAGGCUGGCCAGGACUUUCAGCUCCUGCUUCCCACUCAGCAGGCCUCCCACAACACCUGUUUAGUCCAGGAUAUUUCUCGAAGUCAGUCUUCAAGCAACCUGGAGGUUCCUCCUAAGGUGCUGGUUGCUCAGGCUUUUGAGGUUCUGCCACUACCCAGCCAGAAACUAUCUCGGGAGAUACCUGAGGCUGCAGCUUCCGCGCCCGAGACCCAGCAGUCCAUUUCCUCUGAUGGCACCCCAGGCUCUGGGAUGGUGAAGAAGAGUCACCCUCUCUAGUAGGGAUCAGACCCCAGCAAUUUGCUGGCUGCCCAAGUCUCUGCCAAAACCCACCAGUAUUUCUACAGAUUUAACUGCCAACUUUAUAAAAUCACAAAUAUUUAGUCGUGUUUUGGAAACUUCUUUCUGGAGUCCUGAUCGAACUCAAACCAACAGACUCUCUAGAUUGCCUAUGCCAAAUAUAACUGUUACAAUAUUGGACAGUUUUUAAGCUUCUGAUAAUAUUUAUUGCCAGAAUUUUAAGCCAUAAUAAACUGUACUAUUUCAAAUGAAUUUUGUUUUAAAAUAAAUUUAUUUUAAAAAUAAA
Molecule: messenger RNA, 1745 nt
Organism: Cavia porcellus (domestic guinea pig)
Lineage: Eukaryota; Metazoa; Chordata; Mammalia; Rodentia; Caviidae
Exons: 2
Coding region: 188-1438 (416 amino acids)
Source: RefSeq, a predicted model, not a curated record